AUGACGACCGCAUACAAAAAGCUCGUCAAGGAUUGCCGCCUGCUGUUCAUCGAGUACGGCAACAACAAGGUCUGCGUCCUCGUCGCCAGCAUCGGCAGCGCCGUCUACAUCGUGAUUCCGAGCCACGCCACGGCAAUGGAGUACGAAGCGCAGGCUUCCAGCCUCGGUAUCGUCGGCCAGGCAACGGCCGUGCCCGAGAUGGACAAGGUAAUCUUGUGCGACCACGGCCACGGUGGCGGCAUCCCACACAAUCAGCUCGAGAGCUCCAACGGCGCGUCCACCAGCAAGGUCGCGUCGGUCGCGUUCGGCAUGGCAUCGAGCCUUGCUUCUCGCACCACGGGCCCCAAGUUCUAUACAGUGUGCACGUCCAUCACCGAAGACGCGACCGAUGCGUCAUUCGACAAGCUUUCCAAACGGCCGGACGUCAAGGACUACAGCACGCAGAGCUUUACAGCGACACCGACGAGCAACACGGAAGCGUCGCAAAAGCUGCACCAACACAUGAUGAUGAUCGCACCACAGCACUUGGCCUCGGCCGACUUGUCAAAGACGAUGCUGCCGCUUCGACCAAGAUGUCGUGGCACGCGCUAA
Molecule: messenger RNA, 591 nt
Organism: Saprolegnia parasitica CBS 223.65
Lineage: Eukaryota; Oomycota; Saprolegniomycetes; Saprolegniales; Saprolegniaceae
Exons: 1
Coding region: 1-591 (196 amino acids)
Source: RefSeq, a predicted model, not a curated record